Molecule: messenger RNA, 1803 nt
Organism: Vanrija pseudolonga
Lineage: Eukaryota; Fungi; Basidiomycota; Tremellomycetes; Trichosporonales; Trichosporonaceae
Exons: 1
Coding region: 1-1803 (600 amino acids)
Source: RefSeq, a predicted model, not a curated record
AUGUCCCUCCCACCGUACACCGACGAGAAGGUGCCCCUCGCCGCUGAUGUCGAGGCCGGCGUCGUCGUCGACAACACCAAGGGUCCCAUUGAGGACGACACCGAGCUCCAGGUCGGUGGCGGCGAGCGCAAGCGCUGCACCAUGACCCGCCGCAAGAAGUUUAUCCUCGGCGCCGUGGCCAUCACCACCUUUUUCGCGCUCAAGGGCUGCGCAAAGCGUCACAUGAUGCACGGGCACCAUGGGUUCCUCGACGAGUCGUUUGGCGAGCAGUUCCACCCCGGCUUCGCCCACGGCCGCCCGCCCGCCCCCGGCCUCGAGUUCCACACGUUUGACGGCAGCGAGGGUGCCGAGCCCUUCGUCCGCGUCCCGGCCACGUACGCGCCCUCAUCCAUCUGGGACAUGACCAAUGACGGGCAGGUGUGGCAGACGGCCAACGCGAGCCUGCCGCUCCGCCGCCGUCCUCUCAGCGUCCAGUUUGCCGACGCUGCUGACGCGCGCGUCGUCGUGUCUCGCGGCGACGCCGACAAGGGCGCCGUGUUUGUCGAGUCCACGUGGGAGGGCAAGGGCCCCGCCUCGGGCGUCGAGCUCGCCCUCGGCGCGAGCGACUUCCUCUUCGUCAACGGCAGCCAGGGCGAGCACGUCGUGCACAUUGUCCUGCCUUCCGAGUCCAAGGGCAUCAAGGACCUGAGCGUGUCCGGUGCCAACGUCCGCCUCGAGCUCCACUCGACGGCCGCUGGUGUGCGCUUCAAGCACCUUGCCGUCCACGCCACUGGCAGCGUCCACCUCCCCGAGGUGAUCGCCAAGGCUGUUGAGAUCGAGUCGCCCACUGGUGACAUUGAGGGCCACUUCAAUGUCUCGCGCCACCUCGCGCUCCGCACUGUGACGGGCAACAUCAACGCCACUGUGCACGUCCGCCCUCCUCACCACCACAAGGACCACGACCACGACGGCCACAAGGACCACGACCACGACAAGGAUGACGACGGACACCACGACAAGCACGGCCCUCACCACGGCGACGACCACCACCACAAGCACGGCGAGGAGGAGCGCGCUGUCAUGGGCCGCAUGCCUUGUGGCGGCCAGAAGAAACGCGGCCUCGGUCUCUUUGCCUGGAUCCGCGGUGACCACCCCGACCACCCCAAGCGCCCGCCGUUCCGUCUCCCCGUCUUCAUCCGCGCGACGUCGGUUUCGGGCCACGUCGAGGUUCGUGUCCGCAAGCCUCACUUUGUCUCGACCCACACUGUGGCUCGUUCGGCUACCGGCAACGUCAAGCUCCUUGGUCUGCCCUCGUUCCACGGCUACUUCCGUGCCGCUGCCCGUGUCGGCACUGUCAAGGUCAAGGCUGGCCCCAAGGAGAUCAAGUACUUCCACGAGAAGGAGUCUGAGACGGGCAAGUUUGUCGACGGUAUUGUGAAGCUCGGCAACCACACGCACCACGACCACCCCGACCACCCCGACCACCCCAAGCACCCUGACCACCCUGACCACCCCAAGCACCCCGACCACGGUGACCACGACCACGACGAGCUCAAGGCCCUCCACCACCACGGUGACAAGCACCACCACAAGCACGGCAGCAAGCACGGCGACAAGCACCACCACAAGCACGAGCACGGCCGCGGCUUUGUCGCCAAGUUUGUUGGUGACCGUCUCCACCGCUUCGACCGCAUUGCGGCGUGGCACCACCGCUUCGUCGGCGACGACGACGAGCCCGACCACCCUCGCCACCGCCGCCCGCCUCCGGGCGUCUCGGGCGCGAUUGCGUUCACCGAGGUGGGCGAUGUCGUUCUUAUUCUCUAA